CGCGACUCAGCCCCGCAGGCUCCUAGAUGCCUUUGUCGCCCGCCAAGCCUACUCAGUGGUGUUCAUGAGGUCGAGCCUAGGGUCCAGGAGGAUUGAGUGCGUGUUCUCUUGAGUCUGAGUGCCCCGAAGGAGGGCCGGGGAGGGCCCCCGGGUGGAGGGCGCCGAGCUGCCCAGCGAGGGUCGCGAGAGCGUUCCCGGGCCUCUAGGUGGGCCGGCGCGGUGGACCCCCGGCCCCUCGCGCGUUCGCCUCUCCCUUUUCCCGCAGUCGUCACCGGCGGUAGCGCGGAGGGAGUCAGCAUGGAGCCGAAGCGCAGAGGGUCACUUUCUGAGGACUCAGACCUUCCUCAGGCUGGAAACCCCAAAGAAAAUGGCCUGACCACUGUGCUGCUGACCCCUGCAUCCCAGGGCUUCCAAUUUCCAAGCCUGAUGUAAUUUCUCAGUUGGAGAGUGGGGAGACGCUGGAAAGAAAAGUCUCAAAAGCACCUAAUCCAGACACGGGACUGUUGAGUACCUGCUCACCUCUCCCUUUAUGCCUCUGCACCCCUUCGCCCAGUCAUCUUUCUUUUCUCAUGCUCACUCAAGGUUGCAAGGCUAUUUGUGGGAAUUUCCAAGCUCCUCUGUUCCCUACUGGGGUACAGAACCAGAGAGCAAGGAGGUAGCCCCAGAGCAGGACAUUUCUGAAGAAGAAUCAACCCCUGGGGUGUUAGUAGAGAGAUUUCCAAAGGAAAGUUCCAGUGAAUGUGAAGAUUCUUUAAAGAAUCAGCAGGAAAACCAUGAGAAACGUUUAAUACAAGAGGUUGGCCCUCAGACGAAACCUUCUGGGGAGAGAAGCUACCAGUGUGAUGAAUUUGGAAGAAAUUUUAGUCGGAGGUCAUUACUUGUCCAACAGCAAGGAGAGAGCCGACACAGCCGUGAUUCAUUUAAAAAGAACUUGAAGCAAAGUUCAGAUCUAAUGAAACAUGAGAAAAUCUGUGCAGGAAAGAAACCUUGGAAGUGUAAUGAGUGUGAGAAGGCCUUUAGUUAUUACUCAGCGUUUGUCUUGCAUCAGCGAAUUCACACAGGAGAAAAACCCUAUGAAUGUAAUGAAUGCGGCAAAGCCUUCAGUCAGAGCAUACACCUGACUCUGCACCAGAGGAUUCACACGGGAGAGAAACCUUACAGAUGUCACGAAUGUGGGAAAGCCUUCAGUCACCGCUCAGCCCUUAUUAGGCACCAUAUAAUUCAUACUGGGGAGAAACCUUAUGAAUGCAAUGAAUGUGGGAAGGCCUUCAAUCAGAGUUCAUACCUCACUCAACAUCAGCGAAUUCAUACUGGAGAGAAACCUUACGAGUGUAAUGAAUGUGGGAAGGCCUUCAGCCAAAGCACAUUCCUUACCCAGCAUCAGGUCAUCCACACUGGAGAGAAACCCUAUAAGUGUAAUGAGUGUGGAAAAGCUUUUAGUGAUCGCUCAGGCCUCAUUCAGCACCAGAGAACUCAUACCGGGGAGAGGCCUUAUGAGUGUAACGAAUGUGGGAAGGCCUUUGGCUACUGCUCAGCCCUGACUCAGCACCAGAGAACUCACACGGGGGAGAAACCCUACAAGUGCAACGACUGUGCCAAAGCCUUCAGUGACCGUUCAGCCCUUAUCCGUCAUCAGAGAACACACACUGGAGAGAAACCUUACAAGUGUAAGGACUGUGGAAAAGCCUUCAGCCAGAGCUCAUCUCUUACAAAGCAUCAGAAAACUCACACUGGAGAAAAACCCUAUAAGUGUAAGGAAUGUGGUAAGGCUUUCAGCCAGAGUUCAUCCCUUUCUCAACAUCAGAAAACUCAUUCUGGAGGGAAAAUCAGGGAAUAUGGAAAAGCCUUUAGUGAGCAUUCAGCCUUCAACCAGCAAAAGAGAAUUGAUACUGGAUAAAAGCAAUGUAAAUGCAAUACAUUCAGAACAUCCUUACUGAACAAUUACUAUAAUGCUGUGAGGGCUACAAAGGAAUUAAGACUAUGUUACAAAAGAGAUUUAAUUGAGAAGUCAUUGGUGAUAUGGGACAUAGCUUACUCAGAAUGUGAGAGAAGAGUUUUGCAUUUUUUAAAAAUAUCCUAACAGAGGACACUGUGGAUCUCCCUAGGGAGAGAGGAGAAUUAUUUCCAACACCCUGAUGUGUAUGUACGCUGCUAAAUCCUUGCACAGGAAACAGGGUGUGCCAUGAUGGAAAGAGGACAUCUUGACUGAGCUAGAUGGUCUCAUAAUGCUAAGGGGAUGACAUUUUAAAGGGAUAAGUGGUCCUUUUAGGCAAAUUGAAGGGGUAGAAAUCAGAGGUUGGCAAUUUGCAUUAUCUGUCCAGAGUUGAGAGUGGUGGUGGAAGAGACGUUGUCCUUGGUCUUAAAUAAAAGAAUUUAAGUUGUAAA
Cervus elaphus (red deer) is the source of this 2385-nucleotide messenger RNA. RefSeq names its product zinc finger protein 501-like. Bases 530 to 1897 code for a protein of 455 amino acids. Gene Ontology annotation, molecular function: DNA-binding transcription repressor activity, RNA polymerase II-specific. The record is from RefSeq and is a predicted model, not a curated record. Gene Ontology annotation, biological process: negative regulation of transcription by RNA polymerase II. The transcript has 5 exons. Lineage: Eukaryota; Metazoa; Chordata; Mammalia; Artiodactyla; Cervidae.